AUGAUCUACAACCCCAGUACCAACAGGAACUACAAUCCCAGUACCAAUAUGAUCUACAAUCCCGGAACCAGUAUGAACUACAAUCCCGGUAACAAUAUGAUCUACAAUCCCGGUACCAAUAUGAUCUACAAUCCCAGUACCAGCAGGAUCUACAAUCCCAGUACUAAUAUGAUCUACAAUCCCAGUUCGAAUAUGAUCUACAAUCCCAGCACCAAUAUGAUCUACAAUCCCGGUACAAAUAUGAUAUACAAUCCCAGUACCAAUAUGAUCUACAAUCCCAGUACGAAUAUGAUCUACAAUCCCAGUACUAAUAUGAUCUACAAUCCCAGUACCAUUAUGAUCUACAAUCCCAGUACCAAUAUGAUCUACAAUCCCGGUACAAAUAUGAUCUACAAUCCCGGUACCAAUAUGAUCUACAAUCCCGGUACCAAUAUGAUCUACAAUCCCAGUACCAUUAUGAUCUACAAUCCCAGUACCAAUAUGAUCUACAAUCCCGGUACCAAUAUGAACUACAAUCCCGGUACCAACAGGAACUACAAUCCCGGAACUAGUAUGAUCUACAAUUCCUGGUACUAA
Molecule: messenger RNA, 576 nt
Organism: Pecten maximus
Lineage: Eukaryota; Metazoa; Mollusca; Bivalvia; Pectinida; Pectinidae
Product: circumsporozoite protein-like
Exons: 1
Coding region: 1-576 (191 amino acids)
Source: RefSeq, a predicted model, not a curated record